Fraxinus pennsylvanica is the source of this 4851-nucleotide messenger RNA. Lineage: Eukaryota; Viridiplantae; Streptophyta; Magnoliopsida; Lamiales; Oleaceae. The record is from the annotation of a GenBank genome assembly.
AUGAAUCGCCAAAAUAAUGAUACUGCAGUAUCCGAAGAGGUUUACAAUAUUAUCCCACUAGACAACUUCUCCGCUGAUCAUCCCUGCCGCCGGUUUCCCCAGGUCCGGCUUGCUAUUGCCGCCCUGCACGCAGUUGGUGACCUCCGCCCGCCACAAUUCUCGUCCUGGAAUCCGGACUAUGAUCUCCUCGACUGGCUAGGCCUCCAUUUCGGUUUUCAGUCCUCCAAUGUCAAGAACCAAAGAGAGCACCUUGUCCUGCAUCUCUCCGAUGCACAAAUGCGCCUCUUCCCUACACCUGACAACUUGGACUCUCUUGAUCCUUCCAUUGUUCGAAACUUCCGGUGCCGCCUCCUGGAAAACUACUCCGACUGGUGCUCCUACCUCGGCAUCAGACCAAAUGUCCAGCUCUCAGAUUCUUGCUCAACCUUGGCUUUCAGGCCUAACGUCCAGCGUGAGCUUCUGAGGUGCUUUAAGGAGCUAAAGUGGCCAAUUGAUAUUUUGGGUACUUUUUUCAUGACAAGCAGUAAAGAAAAGAGGGUGGGGAAAACGGGGUUUGUGGAGCAGAGAUCGUUUUGGAACAUUUUUCAGAGCUUCCACAAGUUGUGGACUAUGUUAAUUUUAUUCAUUCAAGCAGCAGUAAUUGUAGCGUGGGAGGAGAAGGGCUAUCCAUGGGAAGCUUUAAAGAGUAUGGAGGUCCAGGCACGAUGCUUGACUGUGUUCAUCACGUGGAGCGCAAUGAGAUUAUUGCAUUCAUUACUCUAUGCAGCAAUGCACUAUAGUUUGGUUUCGAGGGAGAUGAAAUGGUUAGGUAUGAAAAUGGUUUUGAAAAUUGUAGUUUCUGCUGGGUGGAUUUGGGUUUUUAUGAUGUUCUAUGGGAGGAUUUGGGAUCAAAGAAGUAAUGAUGGGACGUGGUCGCCUGAAGUGAAUCAUAGAGUGGUGAAUUUUUGUAAGCUUGCUUUAGUUUUUAUGGCCCCUGAAAUUUUGGCUCUGGUUUUGUUCAUUCUGCCUUGUGUUGGGAAUUAUUUGGAGAAUACAAAUUGGAGGAUCUUUCGUUUGCUGUCCUGGUGGUUUCAGGACAGAACUUUCGUUGGUCGAUGGCUUAGGGAAGAAUUCACGGACAGUAUAAAGUAUAUGAUCUUCUGGAUAUUUGUGCUGGGGACAAAGUUUUCCUACAGUUAUUUCUUGCAAAUCAAGCCCAUGAUUGGAUCUACGAAGACAUUGUUGCAUACCAACAUUGAUUAUGAGUGGCAUGAGUUCUUUAAACACAGCAACCGAUCUGCAUUGGGGUUGUUGUGGCUUCCAGUUUUUUUGAUAUACCUGAUGGAUCUGCAAAUUUGGUUUUCAAUUUACUCUACAUUUCUUGGUGCUAUUAUUGGUUUGUUUAAUCGUCUGGGUGAGAUUCGGAACAUGCAGCAUUUGAGGUUACGGUUUCAGUACUUUGCUAGUGCAAUUCGGUUCAACUUGUUGCCCGAGGAACAGCUGUUGAACGUGAGAGGAACAUAUAGAAGCAAGUUCAGGAUAGCCAUUCACCAAUUGAAACAAAGGUAUGGGUUUGGUAGGCCCUUUAGAAAAUUUGAACCUAACCAGGUCGAGGCCUACAAAUUUGUUAUGAUAUGGAAUGAAAUAAUUAUGACAUUCAGAGAGGAGGACACCAUAAGUGAUCAAGAGGUCGAGUUGUUGGAAAUGCCUAAAAGAUACUGGAACAUCAGCGUGAUUCAAUGGCCAUGUGCGUUCCUAUGCAAUGAGGUGCGGCUCGCUCUCAGAUUGGCAAAAGGACUUUCUGAUGCUCCUGAUAAAAAGCUUUGGGUUAAGAUCGGCAAGAAUGAAUAUAUGCGUUGUGCAGUUAUUGAAGCAUAUGAGAGUGUGAGGCAAUUCUUGCUGACCAUCGUCAAGCAUGACAGUGAGGAGCAUUCCAUUGUCAAAACAUUCUUUCAAGAAAUUGAUCAGUGGAUUCAAUUGGAGAAAUUCACGAAAUGCUACAAGAUGGCUGCGCUUGAAAAUAUCCAUGAAAAGUUAGUCCAUCUACUCAAUCUAGUACUCAAGCCUCCAGUUAAAGAUCUUAACAAGGUAGUGAAUGCUCUGCAGACCCUCUACGAGGCUGCUAUUCAGGAUUUUUCGAAAGAAUAUAGACAUAUUUAUCAGCUGAGGGAAGCUGGUCUGUUUCCUCGAACAACAGUUUCGGGUGCAAGAGUUCUUUUUGAGAUGGCUGUUGAGUUGCCUGGUCCAGAUAAUGAGAUUUUCUAUCGAUGUCUUCGACGUUUACACACGAUUCUCACAUCUGAGGACUCAAUGCUAAAAAUUCCCGAAAAUCGUGAAGCAAGACGACGAAUCUCUUUCUUCAGCAAUUCCAUGUUUAUGAAUAUCCCCCAUGCUUCCGUAAUUCAGAAAAUGGCAGCCUUCAGUGUUCUAACUCCUUAUUACAACGAAGAAGUGCUAUACAGCAAGGAACAACUCCGGAUUGAAAAUGAAGAUGGGAUUUCCAUCCUCUACUACUUGCAGACUAUCUAUGCUGAUGAGUGGAGAAACUUCUUAGAGAGAAUGCACCGGGAAGGGAUGGUAAGUGAAAGAGAAUUGUGGACAACUAGGUUGAGAGAUCUUCGGCUAUGGGCAUCUUACAGAGGCCAGACACUGGCCCGCACGACUAGGGGAAUGAUGUACUACAAUCGGGGUCUUAACAUGCUGGCUUUUCUGGAUUCAACACACGAGAUAGACAUCAUGGAAGGAUCUCAGCAACAUCAUUUCAUGAGACUCAAUGAUAAUAAAGAUGGAUUGGGCUCAAUAAUGUCACCCCAUUCAAAAACUUCAGUCGAUGAAAUUUGCAUUCCGAUGAAAUUCACUUACGUAGUUGCUUGUCAGUUAUAUGGAACUCAGAAGGUCGAAAAGGAUCAGCGUGCUGAGGAAAUCUUGAAUCUGUUGAAAGACAAUGAAGCUCUCCGUGUUGCUUACAUUGAUGCGGUGUCCAAAGAGAAGGCUGAAAAAGAGUAUUACUCCGUCCUGGUGAAAUAUGAUAAAAAGCUGCAAAGAGAAGUGGAAAUCUAUCGGAUCAAGUUACCUGGUGAUCCCCUGAAGCUUGGAGAGGGGAAACCAGAAAAUCAAAAUCAUGCCAUCAUCUUCACUCGAGGAGAUGCAAUCCAGACCAUUGAUAUGAACCAAGACAACUAUUUUGAGGAGGCGCUAAAGAUGCGAAACUUUUUGGAGGAAUUCCAGCACAACCAUGGCAUCAAGAAACCGACUGACUAUAUUGGGACUCUGGGAGCACAUAUUUACAGGUUUUGGUUUCUGACUCGGGGUGGAAUAAGCAAGGGUUCUAGAGUGCUUAACAUCAAUGAGGAUAUCUUUGCUGGAUUUAAUUGCACACUUCGGGGUGGAAAUAUCACUCACCGCGAGUACAUUCAAUUAGGCAAGGGUAGGGAUGUUGGCUUAAAUCAGAUCUCUAUGUUUGAGGCCAAGAUUGCAAGUGGGAGUGGAGAGCAACUCCUCAGCCGAGAUGUCUACAGGUUAGGUAAUAGGCUGGACUUCUUCAGGAUGCUUUCUUUCUUCUACACUUCAGUAGGAUUCUUCUUCAACGCAUUUGUGGUUGUUUUCGCUUUUUAUGCCUUUUGGUGGGGGGAAUUCUCUCUGGCCCUAUGUGGGUUUGAGAGUUUAAUGAAAUCAGGUAAGGCGGAUCAAAAUGCAGCACUUCUGUCUAUCUUGAGCCAAGGAUUUGUCAUCGAACUUGGCCUUUUCAAUUUCUUGCCAAUGAUUGUUGAAAAUAUAGUUGAGCAUGGUUUCCUCACAUCUGUCUGGGAAUUCAUUGUAACACAGCUCCAACUUUCAUCCGUAUUCUACAUGUUCUCCCUGGGAACUCGUUCCCAUUACUUUGGUCGAACCCUUCUUCAUGGUGGUGCCAAAUACCGAGAAACUGGGCGCGGCUUCGUUGUACAGCACAAGAGUUUUACUGAGAGUUACAGACUAUAUGCUCGCAGUCAUUUUGUGAAGGCAAUUGAGCUUGGACUAAUACUUGCAGUAUAUUCUUUGUACAGCCCUGUUGUAGGGACUGGUUUUGUGUACCUAGCAUUAACUCUAGCCAGUUGGUUUGUGGUAGCGUCCUGGAUUUUGAGCCCCUUCAUCUUCAAUCCUCUAAGUUUUGAGUGGCUUAAAACAGUAAAUGAUUUCCAUGAAUUUAUAAACUGGAUAUGGGACCGUGGUAGCAUAUCAGCAAAAGCUGAACAGAGCUGGGAAAAAUGGUGGUAUGAAGAACAAGAUCAUUUGAGGACCACUGGUAUUUGGGGGAAGGUAACUGAAGUAAUUCUAAACCUUCGAUUCUUCUUUUUCCAAUACGCGAUGGUGUAUAAGCUUAGCAUUGCUGCUGGAAGCAACAGCAUAGCUGUCUACUUGUUUUCCUGGAUCUCCAUACUAGUUGUUCUUGGAGUUUACGCAAUAUUAACAUGUGCCGGCAAUAAGUACAGCAUCAAGGCUCACCUUUACUACCGUUUUAUCAAGGCUGUAAUUCUUGUUCUUACAAUAUUCGGGAUCAUUGCCCUAAAGCUGCUCACCAAUUUCAGAUUUCUUGAUCUCCUCAAGAGUCUGUUGGUUCUCAUUCCCACUGGAUGGGGACUUAUUUCGAUUGCCCUCGUACUGAAGCCCUCUCUGGAGAAAUCAGUGACAUGGGAUACUGUUGUUUCUUUUGCAAGAGCCUAUGAAAUUAUGUUUGGAAUGAUAGUGAUGAGCCCAGUUGCAGUCCUGUCCUGGUUGCCAGGGAUUCAAUCUAUGCAGACAAGGAUUCUAUUCAAUGAAGCAUUUAGCAGAGGUUUGCACAUUUCUCAGAUUCUGGCAGGAAAAAGAGCCCCAGCAAAAUCUCACGUUGUUUAG